Molecule: messenger RNA, 1914 nt
Organism: Populus euphratica (Euphrates poplar)
Lineage: Eukaryota; Viridiplantae; Streptophyta; Magnoliopsida; Malpighiales; Salicaceae
Product: protein kinase 2B, chloroplastic-like
Exons: 7
Coding region: 202-1644 (480 amino acids)
Biological process (GO): protein phosphorylation
Molecular function (GO): ATP binding; protein kinase activity
Source: RefSeq, a predicted model, not a curated record
AAUCUAAACUCACCUGAUUACCCAAAAGAGGUGGUACCAGUAGGAUUAUUCGGUCAUGGUGCGUAAUGAAUAAUUUUAUUUUAUUUUUUAUCACAGAAUUUGGAGAAUAUCGAAUGAUAUCAUGGAUGCGAGGAGUAUGAUAGAAGCAAGGAGAGGGUGCCUUGAUCUGAAUUACAGAGAAAGGAAAGCGGAAGGAAGGUCAUGGUGGCAUACACGUCAUUGGUGAACGGCUCACGCUUUUGUACUGCUCGUGCCUCCAACACACACCAAGCACUAGCAAGCGGGCACCAAGGAACGGACUCUUUCUUCUCUUUUCUUCUUCCUCCGCAGUCCUCAAUAACAACACGUCGUCCUCUUUUCCCCUUUCCUUUUGUAUUAGAAUUUUUUAAGAUGGGCAACUGCUUGGAUUCUUCUUCUGCUAAAGUAGAUUCCACCCAGAGCUCACAUAAUCCUGGAGCCUCAAGAAUUUCCAGCAGAACCAGCCAUUCUUCAGUUCCUUCUAGUCUGACCAUCCCAUCAUACAGUGGAAGGAGCGGUGAAUGUCUUCCUACACCAAGGAGUGAAGGUGAAAUAUUGUCAUCGCCAAAUUUAAAAGCUUUCUCAUUAAAUGAGCUAAAAAAUGCUACCAGAAACUUCCGUCCCGACAGUCUUCUGGGUGAAGGUGGCUUUGGCUAUGUUUUCAAAGGAUGGAUUGAUGAACACGCUCUUACUGCUGCAAGGCCUGGAUCGGGAAUGGUUGUUGCUGUCAAGAAGCUUAAAACUGAAGGUUUCCAAGGCCACAAGGAGUGGUUGACAGAAGUUAAUUAUCUUGGCCAACUUCAUCAUCGAAAUCUGGUUAAAUUGAUUGGAUACUGCUUGGAAGGUGAGAGCCGGCUUCUGGUCUAUGAGUUCAUGCCUAAAGGGAGCUUAGAGAAUCAUCUGUUCAGAAGAGGACUGCAGCCACUUUCAUGGGCGAUAAGAAUCAAAGUGGCCAUAGGUGCUGCCAGAGGACUCUCUUUUCUUCAUGAUGCAAAAUCACAAGUCAUAUACCGUGACUUCAAGGCAUCUAAUAUUCUACUAGAUUCGGAAUUUAAUGCAAAACUUUCUGAUUUUGGUUUGGCCAAGGCAGGCCCUACUGGUGAUAGGACUCAUGUGUCCACUCAAGUUAUGGGUACUCAUGGGUAUGCAGCACCUGAAUACGUUGCUACAGGUCGGUUGACAGCCAAAAGUGAUGUAUACAGCUUCGGGGUUGUAUUGCUGGAAUUACUGUCUGGGCGACGUGCUGUUGAUAAAUCUAAGGUCGAUGUGGAGCAGAAUCUGGUAGACUGGGUGAAACCGUAUCUGGGUGACAAGAGGAAAUUAUUCCGAAUUAUGGACACCAAAUUGGGGGGACAGUAUCCUCAGAAAGGAGCCUUCAUGGCUGCUAACCUGGCUUUACAGUGCCUAAGCACUGAAGCUAAAGUCAGGCCUCGAAUGUCAGAAGUAUUAGCAACACUGGAGCAAAUUGAAUCCCCAAAUGGUGCAGCAAAAAACAUCCAAUUAGAGCAUCAAACAGUUCAGACACCUGUCCGACAGUCCCCAGUGAGACACCAUCGUUCUCCUGUGAUUCAAACGGCCAGUGCCUUCCCGCUGCCAUCCCACCACCAAUCUCCACAAUUACGAUAAGCAGAUAGUUAUUUGUAAAUUCUUCUUUUAUUUGCUCUUGUAUUUUGUUCUUGUAAAAUCCGAUGCGGGUGUGUGCACUUUUGGAUUAGAAACACAGAUGUUAUCACUUUUUGUACCGAAAGAGGGUCGUAGAAGGUUUUCCAGCUUGGCUUAAACCUGGCUUCAUCUUGUUGUAGUAGCAUAGAUGGACGUUUCUCACCACUGUAAUCCAUGUCCUAUUCAACUGUAAUUACUUAGUUAUUGGCUAUGUAAGCUCCUUGAUUGAUGCAA